Molecule: messenger RNA, 1332 nt
Organism: Syngnathus acus (greater pipefish)
Lineage: Eukaryota; Metazoa; Chordata; Actinopteri; Syngnathiformes; Syngnathidae
Gene: styx
Product: serine/threonine/tyrosine interacting protein
Exons: 11
Coding region: 55-843 (262 amino acids)
Biological process (GO): regulation of ERK1 and ERK2 cascade; negative regulation of protein binding; protein dephosphorylation
Cellular component (GO): nucleoplasm; cytoplasm
Molecular function (GO): F-box domain binding; protein tyrosine/serine/threonine phosphatase activity
Source: RefSeq, a predicted model, not a curated record
UUGGUCACGUGACUCCCUCGGAGUGUCACGGGGGGAACAGCAUGGCGGACAUGCAUGUGCAGGCUGGCGACGAACUACAUCGACUGUCCAGCUAACCCCGCCCGUGAGAUAAGAGCUAAAUUGGGUUGCGACGAGCCAGGCCCGGCGAACGUGGCCGAACGCCUCAGCGGAAUGGACGAGGAGAUGAAGCUCCAGUUCCCGUCUCUGCCCGCCACCAAGGAGGAGCUCCUGGACUGGGCUUAUCCAAUGAGACGCGAAAUGCAGGAAAUAUUACCCGGACUGUUUUUAGGUCCUUAUUCUGCUGCCAUGAAAAGCAAGCUGCAGCCUUUGGAGCGACAAGGCAUCACGCAUGUUGUCUGUGUGCGCCAAGACAUCGAAGCCAAUUUUAUUAAACCUAACUUCCCUCAUACAUUUAGAUACCUUGUGCUAGAUAUUGCAGACAAUCCAGUGGAGAAUAUCAUAAGAUUUUUUCCCAUGACAAAAGAAUUUAUUGAUGGCUGUUUAGCAACUGGAGGAAAGGUACUGGUUCACGGUAAUGCAGGGAUCUCAAGAAGUGCUGCCUUAGUGAUUGCCUACCUGAUGGAAACAUUUGGAAUGAAAUACAGGGAUGCAUUCAGCCACAUCCAGGAGAGGAGGUUCUGCAUUAACCCCAACAUGGGAUUUGUGCAUCAGCUUCAGGAAUAUGAAGCAAUCUACCUCGCCAAACUGACCAUUAAGAUGAUGUCACCAAUGCAGCUGGGCCGCUCCUUCUUACAAGCGGGCAUGCCAGGAAGCCGUAAGCGCAGCCUGGAGGAAGAUGACGACUUGGGAGCAAUGCAGGUCACAGCAGCACAAAAUGGAUGAGCCUUGCUUACAUUUAGCUACUUAGCGUGUUGCACUUUUUUUUUUUUUUUUUUUUUUUUUUUUUUUACAUUUUUAAUGGGAUUAAAAAUGUAGACAUUUGAACCUUUUUCUAAGUGGGGGAGGGAUAGGAGACCGCUCAUGUCUGAGACGUAGAGGUCUGUUGGGAAUGAGUAAAUUUGAUAACUUUGUUCUUGUUUCUUGAGCUGAAUGCACUGAAAAAGUUUUUGCAAUUUUAUAGUAUUUAAAGCAUUUUUGCAUUUGCAGCGGGACAGUAUUGCAAUAAUGCACUUUCGAUACUUGAAUUUGUGUAGAUGACCGGAAGGGGGCAGGCAGGAAAAGGGAAAGUGGCCAGGACGUCGCCCAUUGCAAGACUUAACCAAGAGAGAUAGUUAAUGCCUUUAUUUUGGUGUCAUAGGAUUAACAACUAAUUUCAGGCUUAAUGUUGGAUAGGAUUAAAUUGUUACAUAAUAAAAGUUCUGACUGAAUCCA